GUUCUUCUUUCAGAAUGAGUGAUGGUGGUUAAAGUUAGCUACGGUCGGUUGACGCCGCGGCUUGUGGGUCAGUUGAAGCGUGCGCAGUCGACAUGGAUAGUUAGUCAUUCCGAGCAGUUACGAGAAACCCGAUGGUCUCAGAGAGCCCUGUUGGGUAUUGGAGCUGCAGCAGUGGCAACUUUUGACCCCAAGAGGGCAGAUAUGGUGAAUGCCCUUAAUGAAGUAACCGGUGUCAGUGCUGCUGAAAAUUUGCAUCGAAAAAUGACGGCAGAUCCGAUGGGUAAACAAAUUUUGGCGGAAAAGCCGCGAUUGAACUCGAAGAUUUUGCGCUUAAGUGACUUGGAGAAGUUAGAAGAGAACACUUUGGGAAAGAAGUACUUCAACUGGUUGAAGAAUAAUGGUGUCACACCUGACAGUAGAGAAAUUGUGCGUUAUGUGGUAGACGCAGAGACCGCUUACGUCAUUCAAAGGUACCGCGAGAUCCACGACUUCUAUCACGUGUUUCUCGAACAGGACAUCGACCUCCUCGGAGAAAGCGUGGUGAAAGCCUUCGAGGCUGCGCAAACAGGGUUUCCAAUGUGCUAUUUGGGUAUUAUUGGUGGCGUGCCGAGUAUCCCACGUGCACAGAGGAGAGACUACUUCAUGCGUUAUCUACCUUGGGCUCUGCAUGCUGGCAAACGAGCAAAGCUGCUUUUGAAUUUCAAGUUUGAAGACAUGCUCAAGGAAGACUUUACAAAACUUCGGCGUGAAAUGAAUAUUGUAUCGUUUGGAGAAUGGUCUAUGAAUAGAUAGCUACGUGAAAAUUCAAGCAAGUGUUUUCGAGAA
Molecule: messenger RNA, 825 nt
Organism: Symsagittifera roscoffensis
Lineage: Eukaryota; Metazoa; Xenacoelomorpha; Acoela; Convolutidae
Product: protein coq-4.2-like
Exons: 1
Coding region: 22-792 (256 amino acids)
Biological process (GO): ubiquinone biosynthetic process
Cellular component (GO): mitochondrion; mitochondrial inner membrane
Source: RefSeq, a predicted model, not a curated record